Ostertagia ostertagi is the source of this 303-nucleotide messenger RNA. NCBI's taxonomy places the organism in Eukaryota, Metazoa, Nematoda, Chromadorea, Rhabditida, Trichostrongylidae. The record is from the annotation of a GenBank genome assembly.
AUGAAAAUUCACGACGAACAUGCAGCACAACACCCGAACAGUGUGGGCACAUUCCACCAAAAAAAAAACGAUUUUAUUAUCGUUGGCGGACGUCCAAAUGAGUAUCGAUUCACUGUGAUGCUCAUCUUGGGAUUAAAGGGUCCUCCGUGGAAAAGUGUUCAAGAACACGGUAUGCGGAUAACUCCUGUCCUUGGCUUACGUCGAAUCAUCAACAGUGCCUACCAUCCAUUUCAGACUAUUCCAAAGCCGGACCGAUGGCAUACUCGGGAGCGUCUCAGUCGUUUCACAGCUGUAUGCGGAUAA